Fukomys damarensis (Damara mole-rat) is the source of this 2600-nucleotide messenger RNA. It is a transcript of the gene Tsn, whose product is annotated as translin. The transcript is spliced from 6 exons. The record is from RefSeq and is a predicted model, not a curated record. Bases 126 to 812 code for a protein of 228 amino acids. Gene Ontology annotation, molecular function: single-stranded DNA binding; RNA binding; sequence-specific DNA binding. Lineage: Eukaryota; Metazoa; Chordata; Mammalia; Rodentia; Bathyergidae. Gene Ontology annotation, cellular component: nucleus; cytoplasm. Gene Ontology annotation, biological process: RNA metabolic process.
CGACAGCUGUGGCGUAGAGCCGGUGGACGCGGCGGCAGGCGAAGGGCUGACUGAGCGGGUCGCUUGCGGGGCGCGUUUCUGGGGUCGGCCUCGCCACGCUGGCUGAGUGCUUUGUGCCUGGAGCCAUGUCUGUGAGCGAGAUCUUCGUGGAGCUGCAGGGCUUUCUGGCUGCCGAACAGGACAUCCGAGAGGAAAUCCGAAAAGUCGUACAGAGUUUAGAACAAACAGCUCGAGAGAUUUUAACUCUACUGCAAGGGGUCCAUCAGGGUGCUGGGUUUCAGGACAUUCCAAAGAGGUGUUUGAAAGCUCGAGAACAUUUUGGGACAGUGAAAACACAUCUAACGUCUUUAAAGACCAAGUUCCCUGCUGAACAGUAUUACAGGUUUCAUGAGCACUGGAGGUUUGUGUUGCAGCGCUUGGUCUUCUUGGCAGCAUUUGUUGUAUAUUUGGAAACAGAAACACUAGUGACCCGAGAAGCAGUGACAGAAAUUCUUGGCAUUGAACCAGAUCGAGAGAAAGGUUUUCAUCUGGAUGUAGAAGAUUAUCUCUCAGGAGUUUUAAUUCUUGCUAGUGAACUGUCGAGGCUGUCUGUCAAUAGUGUGACUGCUGGAGACUACUCCCGGCCCUUGCACAUCUCCACCUUCAUCAAUGAGCUGGAUUCCGGUUUCCGCCUUCUCAACCUGAAAAACGACUCUCUGAGGAAGCGCUAUGAUGGCUUAAAGUAUGAUGUGAAGAAAGUAGAGGAGGUGGUUUAUGAUCUCUCCAUCCGUGGCUUCAAUAAGGAAACGGCAGCAGCUUGUGUUGAAAAAUAGGAGGCUCUCCUUGCUCCUGGCCUUGCUGACCCAGCAGUUAGUUGUCAGGGAUGGGUGAGCACAGAGUGCCUCUUUCCGUAGUUAGGAUGCCCAGUUGCUAAGCACUGUGCUUUAUUUUCUUAAUCAGUUGUGUGCUGUGAGUACCAAAACACUUUUUUGGGAGUUAGAACAAUUAGCCUUUACAUGGAGAGAGUUUUCAUUGUUGUUUUGGUGAAUUUGCUCUGUAUUUUGUUGUAUUUCAUUUCUGUCAAAAAAUGUAAAUGUCAGUUUCUUGGUAAUGUCCUUUUCUUGCUUACUCUGACUGUUGAUGUACGGAUUGAGAAGUUACUGUGUCGUUUGUGUUUUUUCCAGAAGUGACACUUAAUAUUUUCUGUAUUGAUGUUGGCCAUCCAUUUCCAGGUAUAGCCUGGAUGUAGUAUAAAAAUAGGUAAUUAAAAAGGAUGGUUGACAAGCAGAGAUCAUACUUUUCUCUUCCUUACCUUAAGCUCUGUGAGUGAAUCAGAUGUUGAAUUUUUUUACCAAGGGAGUUAUAGCACUGGGUUCUUUCUCACUGCAUUCAAAAUAUAAAAGAUUAAAUUGCAAAGCCAAGCUCCAGCAGAUUGUUUUGGAAGAUUUUUGUAUUAAGGGAUUUAGUAGCAUCCUAAUUGGUUAUGCUAGGUGGGGAGUUGGGCUUAAUAUUCUAAAACACUUCUGCUUUCUGAUGUUGCCUUAACAUUCUGCUAUUGCAGCAAUUAAAAUAGUCUUCGCACACAUUUUGAACUGACACUUAAUGUGAUAUAUUUUUAAUCUAUGAAACCUUUUCCCUAGCAGCCAGCUAGACUAGUUGGUCUGGGACUAUAACGCUAUCCACAUGUGUUAAUUAGCAGUACCUCAGUGAGUAUGUUCUUAAAGAGUAAUGUUAUGCUUGGUCUUGAAGAAAGAUAAAAUAUCAGCUUAAAAAUUUUUUUAGUGCCCCAGUUUCCUCCCCACUUUCAGGUAAUAAUGAGUCUUUGCCAUGUAAUUCUUGCUGUUGAAUUGAAAUUCCUGAAAUGGUGACUUAGGCUGGGUUGUAGCUCAGUGGUAGAGCACUUAUAUAACAUGCCCUCCCAUACAGUGGUGACUUAAUUCACAGUUGUUUGGCACUCUCUGAAGGAAGUUGCUAUUGUUUCCAGAAUAAUGUGAAGUAUUCAAAAAUAUUAGCUGUUUCUUGCCUGAUACCAGUUUGGGCUUCCUCUCUGUGCGAUGCGAUGUUUGGCAUUGCUUUCACAGCUUUGAUCAUACCAAGUUAAGGAAUGACUGCAUUUUUUUUAACAUGAGGAAACAAGUGCAAAUAAGGCAUGAGUAGUUGUGCACUUUUGGCUUUUAGAACAGUUUUUUUGAGAGUUCUUUUUGCAGAGUUUGUAGAAAGACAAAAUACUAGGUUGUUAAAAAUGCUUAGGAUAGUUGCUUAAAAUGUGCAGUAAUAGCAUUGCCUGGAUUGAGCAUAAAAGGAUUUUUUUUUCAUGAUUUGUUACAAAGUUCUUACCAGAAAUUGUGGAUUUUGGGGGUGGGGAGGAUUGGUGGAUUGGGCCUUGCUCUGUUGUCCAGACUGUUCUUAAACUCCUUGGCUGAAGCCACCUCCUCUCUCACCUUACAAGCAACUGGGACUACAGAGGAGUACCACCUUGCCUGGCUCUUGAAAUUUCAGUUUUAACCCACUUUUAAGUGGAAUGUGUUCUGGUCUUCAGUUCUGUUUGAGAAUUUAGAAGUGUCCUGUUUGUAAUAAUUCAGUUAUAUUCACUGCUGGCUUGUAAAGCAAUAAAAUACUCU